UAACAUUAGGAUAUAGUAUUAUUACUUCCUGUAAACAGACAUGCAGGAACAUUCUUACAUAAAUUUUAGUUUGUGUACAUAGCUUUUUCAUGAAACAGCAAAGCAUUCGUGGCACGUUAAGUUUCGGUUUUUAAUCGUCAUGGAAACAAAUAAGGGCGGGGCCAAGUAACAGAUGCUUGCAAAAACGAAAGUUAGUCAAUAAACAAAGUGAAACGUGAUGUAUAAUACUAGACAGCUUCGAAAUAUCUGUUUACUGUACAGAGGCGUACAUAUCACUUUGCCACAAGGUUAAAGAAAGAAAUCGGCAAUGAGUCUGUCGCAGGAGAAUUUAAAAGCAAAGCUCAACCAGCUGGAGUGUCACUUCACAUGGGAACUAAAUAAGGAUGAUGUAGAUAUACAAAAUCUUCUCAAUAGGCUAGGGGAGGGGGUUGAGCUGGAUCUAGGGAAGGAGCAAGGAGUUGCCAGAGCUCACAACUUUUCAGGAUAUGUGAAAUUCCUUCUCGGAGAUCAGAAAGAGGCCCUUAGCCACCUGCUUGAAUCUGAAGCACUCUUUGGAGACCACUGUGACAAACUUCUGAUUGUCACCUAUGGAAAUUUUGCCUGGGUCAAUUACCACAUGGAAAACUAUACAGAAUGUGAAGGUUACCUGCAGAAAAUUCAGGAGAUAAAUGAAAAAUUCUUAACUGAGUCUGUUCCUGAGGUGCUUGGUGAGAAGGAGUGGACGUUUCUUAAAUUCUCUCGCAAAUAUUAUGAGCGGGCCAGAGAUGUUUUUAAGAAAGCUGUAGAGAUGGAUCCAGACAACAGCGAGUGGAACGCUGGUUAUGCCAUCGCUCUGUAUCGCACUGAUACUGAACCUUGUACAGUAGAUUCACCUGCAGUCAAGCAGCUUAGACAAGCCCUUGACAUAGACCCAGAUGAUGACGUCCUCAAAGUUCAUUUAGGACUAAAACUGUUGUUCUGUUCUAAGCAAUUAAUGAAAGAUUCUGAGAAACUUGUGGAGGAAGCUUUGAAUGGGUCUCCAGACCAUCCACACGUCAUGAGAUAUGUUAGUAUGUUCUUCAGGGAUCGUGGGUCUGUAGAAAGGUCCAUUGAACUGCUAAAGAAAGCUCUUCAAAACUCACCAGGUUCAAGCUUUAUACAUCAUCAAUUAGCACUAUGCUACAGAAGCAAGAAAAUUAAUUUACAGAAAGAGAAACAAGACUCAGAAGAAGUAAAUGAGGCUCGUGAUAACAGUAUCUACCAUUUAGAAAUGGCAACCUCUCUGAAAGCUUCCUUCAUUAUUGCAAUGAGUGAGCUGGCACUUCAAUACGGUGAGAGAGGCGAUCUCCAUAUGGCAGAGAAUCUAUUUGAAGAAACAUUUAAAAUCGCUACAGAGAAGAAAGAUAACCUGAAAGCUGUCCAUUUCCAUUAUGCUCAGUACCAGCAGUACAGUAUCAGAAAUGAGGAACAAGCAAUCUAUCAUUACAUAGAGUGUUUGAAAACAGCUCCACUUAGCAGCGAAGGAACUAGAAGUGUUCAUAAACUGAAGAAGAUUGCUCAGAAUAUUCUUAGAAAAAAUCCAGACGAUUGGAAUGGCAGUAAAAUAAUAGGAUUAAUUUUUCAAGAAAGGCCUGAUAUGUGUCAGGACAAUCCAAACGCAAGCACUGAGGAGGCCGAUGAAGUACGCAAUAAUCUAAAUGAGAUUAUGUUUUUUUAGUAUAUAUGAACCUUCUAUAAAACCAUCAUGUAAAAAUAGUUAUUUAUUUAUUACUUUGUUACAGUAUUAUCUCUGAUAUCUUACUUGUUUUUCACAUAGAUAUGUCUACGUUAUCUAGUUUGUAUAAUUUUUUACUUUGUAGAUUUGUUUUAGUAAGCAGAUUAGAAAAAUUAAUUAAUUACACUUUUUUGACAAUUUAAAAAAAUAUAAGGGCAAAACCUGGCAAACUCAUGUGAUGGAUUAUAUUUUUGUGUUGAAGGAAGCUAUGGUGAAGUGGUAGGCUAUGUAUUUUAGGAUUUUAACUAAUGUUUCAAACUUUCGGAGGUGACUGAAAUCAAAGAGGCUGUCAUCAAUAUACAUGUAUACAUAUCAUAGCAUGUACUGUAUUAGCCCAAUGUUCAAAGAAAAAAAAUCUUUGCCAUUAUAUACAUAUAUAGCCUACUACAGUACACAUAACUUAUAAAAUAUGUGUAGUUUUUGAUGCAUUUUGAAAUGUCUGUUUUUACAAAAUGCCACAGAAAUUUGACUGAAUGUAAGUGUGUGUGUACAUGUGUGUGUGUGUGUUUGUGUGUGUGAGAUUGAGCAUGUCUUUUUUGUAUUGCAUUUGUGCUCUAGUACCAGGCCUACCUUUCUGUGUUAAAAUUUUCAGAUUUAUUCUGGAUGCAUUGAUUUUUUGACAAAUAAAAGGGGAUUUUUUUGCAUUUCCCUUA
Messenger RNA from Paramisgurnus dabryanus, 2406 nucleotides. Its product is annotated as interferon-induced protein with tetratricopeptide repeats 5-like. Gene Ontology annotation, molecular function: protein binding. Gene Ontology annotation, biological process: defense response to virus. Gene Ontology annotation, cellular component: cytosol. NCBI's taxonomy places the organism in Eukaryota, Metazoa, Chordata, Actinopteri, Cypriniformes, Cobitidae. The record is from RefSeq and is a predicted model, not a curated record.